This is a messenger RNA of Penicillium canariense, 4554 nucleotides long. RefSeq lists its product as uncharacterized. Lineage: Eukaryota; Fungi; Ascomycota; Eurotiomycetes; Eurotiales; Aspergillaceae. Gene Ontology annotation, molecular function: ADP binding. The record is from RefSeq and is a predicted model, not a curated record. The transcript has 4 exons. The coding region runs from base 1 to 4554 and encodes 1517 amino acids.
AUGUCCGAGUCUCCCUCCGUCAAGCCGUUCGGCUUGACGCAGGUGUACGCUCCGCGGGGGGAGAUCCCCACCGUGGAUAUAGUCUUCGUCCACGGCCUGAACGGGCAUCCCCAGAAUUCAUGGACCAGCAAAUCAGGCUGCUUCUGGCCAGUCGACCUCCUUCCAGACGUGCUUGCAUCGCUGCGUCCGCGCAUCUUAACCUACGGCUACAAUGCGAACGUUGCCGCAUUCACGGACGGCGCGUCGCGCGAUUCCAUCGUGAGCCACGCCGAGACGCUGGCAUCAACGCUUGCUGCGAAUCGCAACCUCCGAAGCUGCUCCGAUCGGCCCAUCAUCUUCGUCUGUCACUCGCUCGGGGGCCUUGUCGUGAAGCGGGCCCUGAUCUAUUCCCGCAGUCUAUCCAACGAGAAAACCGAACACUUGCGCUCUGUUUACGUCUCGACGUUCGGUAUCCUUUUCCUCGGCACCCCACACAACGGGUCGGACAUCGCCAAAUGGGGUCUAUUGUUGCACAACAUCUGUACCGCCGUUCUUCCCAAGAAAGUGAUGGAAGGGUCACCACAGUUGAUCAAGGCCCUUCAGACGAACAACGAGACGCUGCAGCAUAUCAACAGCCUGUUCGCUGAUAGCAUGAGCCGUUUCCAUAUCUAUCUCUUUCACGAGACCCGAUCGACGGAUGUGCGUGGCACGCGGGAGAUCAUCGUCGAUGAGGCGUCUGCAGCACCCUACUUCGAAGGUGUGGAGCGAGGGGGGAUUGAGGCAGAUCAUAGCCAUAUGUGCAAAUUCGAGGACGAGAAUUCGCCAGGCUAUGAAGUGGUCGCUGAAGCUAUACUUCGGUAUUCUCGCCAGGCACCUUCUGUGAUUGCAGACCGCUGGAUCGAAGAGCGGAGAACACGUAUCCUCGAGAAGAAGGCCAAAGCGCGUGAAAUCUAUGACGGUGACGAUGACAGAGACGCCCCGCUGGGCCACAGCAUGCCCGAUCUGAAGUCGCCUGAUACUGGUCGCUCUGUACCGAGUCUCCCUCGCGGGUCUGCCACGGAUGGUCGCAACUCCCCGGUGUCUGGGACGGGUCCAAGCGGCGCGUUCCAGCUUUCCCAGUCAUUGGAUGGCCUGCCUCUGCAUAAAGACCCGCCGCUUUUUGUCGCACCCCCUGGGUUCCAUCCGAAUGCGACCUUCUUCGGAAUGCAGAAGGAACUUGAGGAACUCCAUAAACGAUUAUUCAAGGCCAAAGCGCGUGCAGACCGGACCAUGGCUGUUCUGAUCUCUGGGGUCCCAGGAUCCGGGAAGACUCAUCUUGCACGCCAGUACGUCUUUGCGCAGCGCGAGUGCUAUACUGGUGGCAUCUUCUGGAUUGAUGCCAAGUCUCGCGAAUCCGCCUACAAAUGCUUCUGGGAGAUCGCCCAAGCCGCCACACUAAUAGACCAGAGAGAGGCCAAGGAUCCCAGUUACCAGGAAUCUCGUACUUAUGUGAAUGCCGUUCGAAACUGGCUCCAAUCACGGCACGAGUGGCUAUUGAUCUUUGACGGAAUUACAUUCGACCACGAUGACGAUAUCAAUGACUUUCGACCGUUUCUUCCUUGGAACAAACGGUGUAAUAUUAUUUAUACCUCUAUUGAUGCUACGCUGCGGAAAAAACAGCGUUUGUUUGAGCCAUACUGCCUGUCUAUGCCGCGAUUAAAGGUCGAAGACGCCUGCAGGCUUCUCUACAAGGACCUCGGUAUCAGGAGACCCACGCCGGAACAGGCGUCCAGAGCCACGGAACUGGUUGAACACUAUGAAUGCCUCCCUCUCGCGAUUCAUGCUAUAGGCCAUCGACUCAAUGCUACAGGGAAGCCCAUUGAAAAAUACCGCGUUAAGCAUCAGGUGACCGACAAGAAGCUUGCCGAGCCAUUUUUGAGCAUCAUGAACGAUCUAUUUCGUCUGAACCAGCGGGAAGCCUUGAAUCUGAUCAAUCUACUGUCAUUUCUUGGCCACCAUGUCCCCGUGGGGCUUCUCGUCCUUGGAAGGUCUGAAAUGACUGCGGAGAAUGCGGAGAUUUUGUCCAGUACCCAAGCAGGAGAGGAUCCCGACCUGGAUACCACGCUGGGCACACUUAUCCACUACGGACUGAUCGAGCGGACCUCAGAUGCAGCCCUGGCGUUCCCGCAAAAUGGAUCCACACACCACUCCAGCGACGAGAUGCAUAGUGAAUCCAAGGGUGCUGCAGAACUGACUGAGUCCAUGACAGAAAGUAGUCAGGAGGGCUUUUUCUCCCUUUAUCGUGGUAAUUCCCUCGUGGACGUGGUCAAGAUCCACAGUGUCGUGCAGGGCUUCUGUCGCGAUGAGCUAAAAAUCAAGGAUGAGGAAUACAAGGAGGUCAACCAGCAAAACCCGGGGUUCUACGACUCAUGGUUGAUCGUUGCUACUCGUUUCCUGUGCAAAUCCUACGAGACGGCCAAGGAGAGGAUGGCUCACUAUCAUGACUGCGGACUCGUCCGUGACUAUCGCGAGUAUGAAACUCACGCGUCUCGUCUGGGGGAACUUUUCCCCAAGAAACCCUCGAUUGGGAAUCACCCGCAUGUCAUUCGUGAGGCACGAGAGAACCUCCGGCAGUUGAUGAAGAGUAUCAGCAACGAGAUUGAUCGCAUGUCCCCAAGCUCUUCCCAGGAGUCUGCUCGCAAUCAGAAGUCUGUGUUUGACCGGUCGAGUAGCUCGUCCUCAUCUUUUCCGGAUUCUUCAGCCGAUGAAGGCGUUUCCCGCCAGUCCACCUGGAACUGGACAGAGUCAGGAUCUGCUCGUGCGGAGUCACCAGAGGAAAUGAUGGCUCCCCCUCGGUUUAGAUUGGAGCUCUUUCCACCUCAUAUCUUCCGACAAGCUGGCUCGGAGUCGGAGGAUGGUUACGAAACUGAUGGCGAAGCGAAAGAAGCGCCUCGAAUUUCUCCCGCGCUCUCGCAAAUCAGCCAAGCUACAGAGAAGCCGAACCAACCCCCUGCUUUGUCAAGUCCAUCAGUUCCACCUGGUGAUCAGCGAGAUUGGCAGCUUGUCGACCAUCAUUCAAAAUCCCGUUCAGCAAGACCAAGGCAGCCAAGGAAGCGGCCGCGAGGACCUGGGAGGCUCCGAGGGGCCAAAACAGACACUCCGUCGGUGAAAGUCUCCCCAAUCCUGGGAAUGGGAUCAUCCAGUCGCAUGGAAACGGAGCGAGGUGGAAGCUCUGCGGUCCUGGCUUCGGCAGCUGAAAGAGCACUUGCGGCAGUUCGACGGGCCAGCAAUGGCCAAGCAGGCCACGAGAACAUCAACCCAUCUCCACUGAAUACACCGCCGUCCAACAAAGAAAAUGUGCCGACAUAUGCAAGCAUCGCCGCCCGGCGGAUGCUUGAAGCUACUGAAGCCCCAAUGAGACGACCUUCGUCCAUGCCUGCUUCUCGUGCGCCUGAAGUGGCCUCUAGACUACAGUUGAAGUCAUCCGUCGAGUCACUCGAUAGUCAGGCAAGCCAUAUCUUCACGUCUCCGCUCUCCCAUGAGCUAAUGUCUCACGAAAUCUUGGCCGAGCCACUGACUCGAUCAACCUACAGUGACCCUGGUCGAGAAGGUCUAGGCCAGCCGCUAGGUGCGGUGGAUCUAUACACGGCACCUAAUUCUCAAUUUCACUCUCGGCAUCCGUCGAUUCAGGCUACUUUUGAACCUGUGACGCGAGACUUGUCGGCAAGCACUCCAUCUAUACUUCCGUAUGCAAUCCCCGUUCGGGAACUGUCCGCGAGUACGCCGUCGCUGCUUGCAUACCCACCUCCGCCGCCGUUGCCCUACGACCAGGACAUUGCGAUCACCGUUCCACGCAGGCGUUCCAUCCCUCAGAACGGCCCCGGUCCGGCCUUCUCUUGCCCCACAGCCGCCAAACCGGUCGCAGUUGCCCACCCAUCCGCCAUCAUGCCCGGGGCUCUCCCUCUCUCUGCAAUUACAUCUGAUUCAACAGUUGUUCAAGCCACCGAGCGUCCCGGGCCUGAAGCUCUCUCGCGUGGCUCAUCCGCCUUCUCACACCAGUCCUGGGCUACAGAACCCGUCCGCUAUCCACCACGAUUUUCCCGGGCCCCAAGUUCCACACAGCCCAGCGACAUGUCCCGCGGCACGUCCCAACAGGCACUCUCCGGUGCCGAUAGCUGGGCCGCCGACCUUCGCCUCUCAGGUAGCUCCAUCCAAUCCGACUCCCUCUAUCCGGGCCCACCGCCAACCCAUCCACGACUGGGUUCAGUUGAUGAGCGCCUUAGGGACAUGGAUCUAGCUAGGGAUCUUGAGAUUGAGCCUGCACAGCUCUUGCACUUCGGUGGACACCGCGUCGACGUUCGUGAUGCAAAGAAUAGGUUGCAUGAAAGGGGACGACUCCAGACGCCAAGACAUGUCCCUGCAUACCAAUUGUACCAUCCGAAUCUGUCGGGGCCAUUAAUCCAGGAUGGUGGACAUGUCUAUGUGCCGGCGCAAGCGUCGAGGGUGUACGAGGUGCGUACCAGGAGCGGAAGUUCCCCGCCCAGGCCGAGUUAUCAUGGCCUCGACGUGCAGUUUACAGAUCGUGCUUUUGAUUGA